Messenger RNA from Penicillium taxi, 1002 nucleotides. Its product is annotated as putative short-chain dehydrogenase/reductase family protein. The annotation marks the transcript as partial. Lineage: Eukaryota; Fungi; Ascomycota; Eurotiomycetes; Eurotiales; Aspergillaceae. The record is from RefSeq and is a predicted model, not a curated record. The transcript is spliced from 2 exons.
AUGGCAGGUCUACUUCGACUUCUCAGAAUGCAAUACACUCCACCCACAGAUCCUAUUGGCACCUCAUUUGUUGGUAAAACAGUCGUGUUGACAGGUGCAACUUCAGGUUUAGGUUAUGAGGCUGCGAUAAAAUUUCUCGACCUAGGGGUUUCAUCACUGGUAAUUGGCAGUCGCAACCUAGAGCGGGGCCAUCGGACCAAAGACAAACUUGAGAAAUGCACGAAUCGACCCGGUGUUGUGCAAGUAUGGGAGCUGGAGAUGAACAGCUUCCAAAGUGUGAAGACCUUUGCUGGUCGUGUAAAUAGUGAGCUGAAGAGUUUGGACAUUGCUCUGCUUAAUGCCGGCCUUUGGAAUCGAGAAUAUACCGUUUCUCCUGAUGGGUGGGAGGAGGACAUCCAGGUCAAUGCAUUGUCGACAUCACUUCUCGCUCUGCUGCUUCUUCCGAAGCUGAAAGAAUCUUCUUCGCCAUCGGAUCCAACUCACCUAAGUGUUGUGUCUAGCCAGCAGUUUGUUCGUGUCAAGGCGGAAAGUAUCCAGACGGAUGGUUCCUUGUUGGAACAUCUAAACUCUCCAGACAGAUUCAGGGGUGCGAAGCAAUACGGUAUCUCCAAACUGCUUCUGGAAUAUGUCAUCAAGAAUAUUGCCAGUCUCAUUCGCAAUGACGACGGUACACUACCAGUCAUUGUCAACACCAUCAGCCCAGGGCUCUGCCAGUCAUUCCUUGGACGUCAGUAUAACAGAUUCUAUGAACGCUUGCUCGCAUGGAUAGCGUAUAAACUAUUUGCGCGCACGACCGAACAAGGUAGUCGGUCCUUGGUGAGCGCAACGAUGCAAGGAGUUGAGUCACAGGGCAAAUGCUGGCGAAGUGAUGGUUACCUUGAUGAAACCAUGGCAUUGACCAAUGCUGACAGCAAACAGUUCCAGACCAAAGCCUUGGAUGAGAUAUUGGCAUUGCUAGAAGAACAAGCCCCAGAAAUACGUCACAUAAUUCCCGAGGCUUUA